AUGAUGACAACUGCGGGGGCGCGGAGGCACGCCACUCGGAGCGUACUCAUACAUCCUCAUCAACAUGUUCACGAGGUAUGUGCAAUGUUCGACCAAGGCAAAUCCACGAAAGGCGCGAGCAAGCUUCGACGCGACCUGAUCAAUGCAGAGAUCGCCAACCUUCGGGAUCUCCUGCCCCUGCCUCCCUCCACACGACAGAGGCUCUCCCAGCUCCAACUUAUGGCGCUGGUCUGCGUCUACGUCAGGAAAUCCAACUAUUUUCAACAAG
Danaus chrysippus (African queen) is the source of this 268-nucleotide messenger RNA. The record is from the annotation of a GenBank genome assembly. NCBI's taxonomy places the organism in Eukaryota, Metazoa, Arthropoda, Insecta, Lepidoptera, Nymphalidae.